AUGGGUAUUCAAAUUUUAGUUCGAGGAUGUCGACCUGGCAAAACGGUUCAGAUGUCUGAAAAUGAAAUCCGAGCUCUUUGUCACAAAAGCAGAGAAAUUUUUUUAUCUCAGCCCAUAUUACUAGAAUUGGAAGCGCCGUUAAAGAUUUGUGGUGAUAUUCACGGACAAUAUAACGACCUACUACGUCUUUUUGAGUACGGCGGUUUUCCACCUGAAGCAAAUUAUUUGUUUCUUGGUGACUACGUAGAUCGAGGGAAGCAGAGCCUUGAGGUUCUUCUCAAACCAAUUUUCAAUUUGCAGACAAUAUGCCUUCUUUUGGCUUACAAAAUAAAAUACCCAGAAAAUUUCUUCCUUCUGCGAGGUAACCACGAAUGCGCUAGUAUUAACCGUAUCUACGGCUUCUACGAUGAAUGCAAGCGUCGGUUUUCAAUAAAACUUUGGAAGACUUUCACAGAUUGUUUUAAUACGUUGCCAAUAGCAGCACUUAUUGAUGAAAAAAUCUUCUGCUGUCACGGAGGUUUAUCGCCUGAUUUGCAAAAUAUGGAGCAGAUAAGAAGAAUUAUGAGACCUACGGAUGUUCCUGAUACAGGUUUAUUAUGUGAUCUUCUUUGGUCCGAUCCUGACAAGGAUGUUCAGGGAUGGGGAGAAAACGAUCGUGGAGUUUCGUUUACCUUUGGACCUGAUGUGGUUGCCAAAUUUUUGAAUCGCCAUGACUUAGAUCUCAUAUGUAGGGCUCAUCAGGUAGUGGAGGAUGGGUAUGAAUUCUUUGCUAAAAGGCAAUUGGUAACGUUGUUCUCGGCUCCUAACUACUGCGGAGAGUUCGAUAACGCGGGCGGCAUGAUGAGUGUUGAUGAAACACUUAUGUGCUCGUUCCAGAUUUUAAAACCGUCUGAGAAGAAGGCAAAGUAUCAGUAUGCAGGUCUUAACAGUGGGCGUCAAACACAAACUCCGACAAGGCCAGGAGGUCCAACUGCUGGUAUGCAGAAAAAAAAGUGA
Enterobius vermicularis (human pinworm) is the source of this 996-nucleotide messenger RNA. The record is from the annotation of a GenBank genome assembly. Lineage: Eukaryota; Metazoa; Nematoda; Chromadorea; Rhabditida; Oxyuridae.